Molecule: messenger RNA, 2679 nt
Organism: Pipistrellus nathusii (Nathusius's pipistrelle)
Lineage: Eukaryota; Metazoa; Chordata; Mammalia; Chiroptera; Vespertilionidae
Source: the annotation of a GenBank genome assembly
AUGUCUUCCAAGAAGAACAGAAAACGGUCCAACCGGAGCUCCGACCGGGGUUCGCCCUCGCCCUCCUCGGCUCGUUCUCCUGCGGGGGCCUCGGCUGCUUGUCCCGAAGCCAGCUUCGCGGCGGCGACCGGGACUCUGGCGGUGAUAAACUUCCUCGAGAAGGAUGACAAAGUUCCUAAAAAGUUCCAGAAUUCCCUUGUUCAACUUGGACUUGGCACUAUGAAGUCUGCAAAUAUAAGUAUCGGCCGACCAGUGCUGCUUACCAGUUUACAUGGAAAACAAGAGGUCUAUACGGCCUGGCCUGUAUCAGGAUUUCCUGGAGGCAAGGUUGGGCUGAGUGAAAUAGCACAGAAGAAUGUGGGUGUCAGAGUUGGUGACGCCAUCCAUGUCCAGCCGCUUUUGGGUGCUGUGCUGCAGGCUGACGAAAUGGACGUGGCACUCAGUGACAAAAAUGUGGAUAUUAAUGAAGAACAAUUGGCUAGUUGUCUUCUGAGAAAACUAGAUGGCAAGAUUGUUUUACCAGGCAACUUUCUAUACAUUACAUUCUAUGGACGACCGUGCAAGUUGCAAGUGUUGCAAGUGAAAGGGGCAGAUGGCAAAAUACUGAAAAGGCUUCAGAGUGACCCUGAUAACAAUGCUCAGGGAAUGGCCUCUAAACGGUCCAGCAUAGAAGCCAGUACCCUGGAUAUGUCCCUACAGCUAAGCCAGUUGGAUCUGGAAGAUCCUCGUGUCCCACCAUCAAGCAGUACUCCCUGCAAACCAGUACAUGACAGAAAGAUAAAUAAAACUGGUGACAGUUUGUCAAAUGUCACACAGAGUCCUGGUGGCAGCAGUGGACUUGGGCUCGAGGAAGUCACAGGUCUUGAAUGUAGCUUUGCGUCUGCCAGAGGAGAAAACGUACUUAUCAAUGAAGAGAGAUUCCUAAAGCCAGCCAAUCUGGGAGCAAAGUGCAACACUGAUACUUUCUACUUCAUUUCCUCAACAACCAGAGUCAAUUUUACAAAAAUGGGUAUAAAUUCAAAAGAGCAAGACAACCUAAUCAAAGUAACUUACGACAUGAUCGGAGGCUUAAAUGGUCAGCUGAAAGCAAUUAGAGAAAUAAUUGAACUUCCUCUCAAGCAGAUUGAACUAUUCAGGAGUUAUGGAAUUCCUCCCCCUAGAGGAGUGUUAUUGUAUGGCCCUCCAGGUACUGGAAAGACAAUGAUUGCCAGGGCUAUUGCUAAUGAAGUUGGAGCCCAUGUCUCUGUAAUAAAUGGUCCUGAAAUUAUAAGCAAAUUCUAUGGGGAAACUGAAGCAAAGUUACGUCAGAUAUUUGCUGAAGCCACUCUGCGGCAUCCAUCAAUUAUUUUUAUUGAUGAGCUGGAUGCACUUUGCCCAAAAAGAGAAGGGGCUCAGAAUGAAGUGGAAAAAAGAGUUGUAGCUUCAUUGCUAACACUGAUGGAUGGUAUUGGUUCAGAAGGAAGUGAAGGACAGGUAUUAGUUAUUGGGGCCACAAAUCGUCCUCAUGCUUUGGAUCCUGCACUCCGCCGACCUGGACGAUUUGAUAAAGAGAUUGAGAUUGGAGUUCCUAAUGCUCAGGACCGGCUAGAUAUCCUUCGGAAACUGCUUCGAAAGGUACCGCACGUACUCACUGAAACUGAGGUGCUUCAGUUGGCAAACAGUGCUCAUGGAUACGUUGGAUCAGACUUGAAAGCCUUGUGUAAUGAAUCAGGUCUCAGUGCCUUGCGGAGAGUCAUGAAGAAACAGCCUAACCUCCCUGACAGCAAGGUGGCUGCAUUGGUGAAGAUCACUCUGAAUGAUUUCUUGCAGGGAAUGAAUGAAAUCAGGCCCAGUGCCAUGAGGGAGGUUGCAGUUGAUGUCCCAAGUGUAUCCUGGUCAGAUAUAGGAGGACUGGAAAAUAUCAAACUGAAAUUGAAACAAGCUGUGGAAUGGCCCUUGAAACAUCCAGAGUCUUUUACCCGAAUGGGUGUUCAGCCACCUAAAGGAGUUCUUCUGUAUGGGCCACCUGGAUGCUCUAAAACGAUGAUUGCAAAGGCUUUGGCCAAUGAAAGUGGACUGAAUUUCCUAGCAAUAAAGGGUCCUGAAUUGAUGAAUAAAUAUGUUGGUGAAUCUGAAAGAGCGGUUAGAGAGAUCUUCCGCAAAGCAAGAGCGGUGGCUCCUUCCAUUAUUUUCUUUGAUGAACUGGAUGCCUUAGCAGUUGAAAGGGGCAGUUCUUCAGGUGCUGGGAAUGUAGCUGACCGUGUUUUGGCUCAGCUCCUUACGGAAAUGGAUGGCAUUGAACAGUUAAAGGAUGUGACCGUUUUGGCAGCUACUAACCGCCCAGAUAGGAUAGACAAGGCUUUGAUGCGUCCUGGAAGAAUCGAUAGAAUCAUCUAUGUGCCUUUACCAGAUGCAGCAACAAGGAAGGAGAUAUUUAACCUGCAGUUUCACUCGAUGCCAAUCAGUCAGGACAUUGAUCUGAAUGAACUCAUCCUCCAAACAGACACAUAUUCUGGAGCAGAGGUCAUCGCUGUCUGUAGAGAGGCCGCCCUCCUGGCGCUAGAAGAAGACUUUAAAGCCAACUGCAUCAGUAAAAAGCAUUUCACUCAAGCCUUGAGCACUGUGACGCCCAGAAUUCCCGAGUCGCUGAGACGUUUCUAUGAAGAAUACCAAGAGAAGAGCGGGCUUCAUACACUCUGA